AUGGAGGAGUCUUCCUUAAAGAGUUUGGUGUUGAGACUUGUGGAAUUCAAAUUUCUGGAUAAGCAAGUGUUUGUUAUGGGAGUGAGAUGGGUGAAAAGAGAUUUAGUAAAGCCACCUAUAAUGCAAGUGCAGUGGAGAAGCACAGGUUAUUUGAUAAUAUUCUUGCUCAGAUUUGUUGCCAGGAUAAUUAUGAGAGAAUCAAAGGUUUCUGGAUCCCUGGAAGCCAAAGGAUGGCCUUUAUUCGUCGGGGCAUACAUAGUCUCAAAAGCAGCGAUUAAUGCGUACACAAGAAUUGUGGCAACGAAGCUGCCAAACGUGAAGAUCAAUUGCAUCUGUCCUGGUAAGGGUUAUCCCUCAAGCAAGGUGGACAAUGCAGGAAAAGUGGAGCAGAAUAGACAAAACAAUGACGCUUUUACUGCUGCGAAAACUGCAGGAUGGUUUGCAGUUAUUACUGGGUCAAAGAAAGGGCUAGGAUUUGAGAUUGUGAGACAAUUAGCUUCUCAUGGAAUCACUGUGGUGUUAACCACCAGAGAUGAAAAGAAGGGUACGCACUUCACAAGCUCAAAGAGUCAUGUGAACUUAUUGUGGAUGUUAUCUUUCAUCAGCUUGAUGUGGCAGAUUCAUCUAGUGUUUCCUUGCUUGCUGAAUUCGUCAAGGCUUGGUUUGGAAGGCUUGAUAUCUUGGCAAAUAAUGCAGGAGAAAUCGGAGCCAGAGCAGAUAGUGAUAUUGGGCAAGCUGCUGCUUCACAAGCUGCUGCAGGGGCACCAAUUGGGCUUAAACAAUAUUGGAUGGUACGAAUUCUUGUCCCUGGAAACGGUCGAUGAGGUACUGUACAAAUUUCUGAAAGAUGUCAAAGAAGGCUUGCUGGAAACAGAAGGCCGGCCAUCUGUUCUCUCUGCUUACACAUUAUCAAAAACAGCCAUGAGUGCCUUCACAAGGAUACUGGCCAAAAACUACACCGAAAUCAUGAUCAACUGUGUUGCCUGGGCUUUGUUAAGACCGAAAUCAAUUUCCAUAAUGGGGUUUUAUCUGUCGAAGAAGGCGCAGAGAGUCCAGUGUGGCUGGCUCUGUUGCCCAAGGCAGGACAAUCAGGACCCGGCAAAAUGCGUCACCUUUUUAGGAUCAUAUAUCAUUACACUAGAUGUUUCUAAUAAAAAAUUAUGCCGUAAGCAUGCUUUGAUGGGAAAUGAGGCAUAAUUUUGAAGUUAAAGUCCCAAGCUGUGUCGUGUGAAGCAAUCGAAAUUUAAAUAUCCUGCAUUUUUUUUUCUUCUAUAAAAGAAAAUUAUCAGGCGUUUAAAUGGCAAAAAAAUCAACCACCCAUAAUCACUUCCCAUCACUUCUAGAUGUCGAAAACCCACAUUAAUUCAAGUUUGAAGAUAAUGUCAGAACUUUAACUCCCAACGGUUUAAAGGGUUGUUUUGGUAGACUAACGAAUUCCGUGGCCUGCAGAAAUUAUCAUUGAUUACCAUAGAUUUUGCUCCUAACAGACGGCAGAAUAUUGUUUUGAAUGUUUCUAUGUUAGAAUCAAUCUUACAUUCAAGUCAUCAAUGGCUCAAAUGUGCCAUGUGUAACUAACUAUAGUGGUGGUUCUCUGGGUAUAGUUUUACAGUAUUGUAAUAUUUAAUAUAUUUUUUAUAAUAUUCUUGUUUAGGG
Molecule: messenger RNA, 1653 nt
Organism: Oldenlandia corymbosa var. corymbosa
Lineage: Eukaryota; Viridiplantae; Streptophyta; Magnoliopsida; Gentianales; Rubiaceae
Source: the annotation of a GenBank genome assembly